Lethenteron reissneri (Far Eastern brook lamprey) is the source of this 3168-nucleotide messenger RNA. RefSeq names its product mothers against decapentaplegic homolog 6-like. The record is from RefSeq and is a predicted model, not a curated record. Gene Ontology annotation, molecular function: I-SMAD binding; transcription regulator inhibitor activity. Gene Ontology annotation, biological process: cell differentiation; anatomical structure morphogenesis; SMAD protein signal transduction. Gene Ontology annotation, cellular component: heteromeric SMAD protein complex. Lineage: Eukaryota; Metazoa; Chordata; Hyperoartia; Petromyzontiformes; Petromyzontidae.
CAACCACCCCUGCCUGCAUCCCUCCUCCUCGCCACUCCAUCGCGGCUCGCUGUCGUGAGCGCUCACUGCACGCGAGACGGAGCGAGCGACACGGGGGGUAGAGAGAUCUCUGCCACCACACACGCCACGCAUUCACAACACGAGCUCACUUUCUUACGGCGCGCGGAGUCAUCGCGGCUCAGUGCUUGUGUCCGACAAACGCACGUGCUGUGGAUUCUACCGACCCCGCGGCACAAAACAAGGAAGACCCUCGACGGCACGGGACGAAGAGAGAGGAACGGCGCAGGGAGGCAGCAGGAGGAGGAGGAGACGGGAGAGUGGAGGAGACACGAGGCAGUCGCUUCUGGUAGUGGUUUUGCGCACCGCUAAGGGCUCGCUGCGCUGCUGCUACCACCGCUGCUGGUGCUGGCGGUGGCUGGGGCAGCCGAGGGCAGAAACGGGAGCGAACGAGAGGCGCCGCGGGUGUGCAUGCAGCAGCAGCAGCGGCGGCGGCGGCGGCAGCGACGUCUCGGCAUCGCCGGGCCUCGCCGCUCGGGGCACGCGGGUCAUCCGCCGCAUCCUUCAUGGUCUGCGCGGGCGCGGCGCCGCGCUGCGCCAAUCCCGUAGCCUGCCGCGCCGUAUGUUCAGGUCCAGACGCCUGGCUCUGGUGCACAGACUGUGGCGGAGCAGAGCGAUGGGCUGUGAGGAAACGGCGGCGGCGGCAGCGGCCGGCAACGACGCUGCCGCUGUUGCCGCCACAGAAGACAAUGUCACUGCCGCCAGCAGCAACAACAACAGCAUCAACAGUGGCAGCAGCAGCAGUGGGGAGGAUGACGGACCUUGCCGAGGCCGCUUCUGCCUAUGCCGCUCUCGGGAGCCGCCCAGCGAGAUGAAGGCGCUGGCCACGGGCCUCUUGAAGCAGCUGAGCGUGGCGCAGCUCGAGUCGCUGGCGGCCGCGGCCGAGAGUCGCGGCUCGGCCGAAUCGGGCUGCGUGCCGCUGCCCAACGGCGACCUGGUGCUGGGGGCGCAGCGCGUCUCCACGCUGCUGUUCGUGUGUCGCCUGCUCCGCUGGCCCGACCUCCGUCACCCUCUUGAACUCAAGAGGCUCUGCUCCUGCGAGUCGUUUGGCCGAGCCGGACAUCAGCAGCAGCAGGGUCUGGAGACCUUGUGCUGCAAUCCGUUCCAUCUCAGCCGUCUCUGCAUGCCAGACUCGCCGCCACCUCCCUACACCAGAUUUCCGCCGGAGUCGCCCAAGCUUCAAGUUGGCGGUGGCGCUCCCUUCCCCACCGUGGAGACGUCCAGCACCGAGUUCCACUGGAUGCCCGGCCUGCGUGGCACAUUCCUGCCCCCUGACGUGCACAAGAGCAAGCCAUGGUGCACGCUCGCCUACUGGGAGCACAAGACGCGCGCGGGGCCGCUGUUCCACGCCUAUGAGCAGGCCGUGUCUGUCUUCUACGAGCUACCUCAAAGCGGCGAUGGCGCCACCGCCUGCACUGCCGCCGCCUCCACCGCCGCCACGCGGGGCCUCUGCCUCAAACAGCUGCCCGUCACCAACGGUGGCAGCCAGACGGUGCGGCGCACGCGGGCCCGCGUUGGCUCAGGCCUUCUGCUGAGCCGCGAGCCCGACGGCGUCUGGGCCUACAAUCGUGGCGAGCAACCGGCCUUCGUGCACUCGCCCACGCUCGACGCGCCAGGAUGCUCAGCUCCCGGCGGGGGUGGCGGGCGCGCCCAGGCGCUGUGCCGCGUUCCGUCGGGCCACUCGGUGAAGGUGUUCGACUUUGAGCAUGCACGGCACCUACACAAGCUGUCGCGCGUUGAUGACGGCGGUGCCGGCGACCGCCCGCGAGACAUCUACAGCAUCCGCAUCAGCUUCGGCAAGGGCUGGGGACGCGACUACUCACGCCAAUGUGUGCUGGACUGCCCCUGCUGGCUGGAGGUCUUCUUCUACAGAUAGCUGGCCGCCCGGCGCCGGUGGGAAAACCGGACUGGCGUCACCUGCAGCGUGAGCGGCGGUCGGGGGCCGAGUCGUUGCCGUGCCGGUGAAAGAGGGUGGUGCCCAGGAUGUUUCAUGAACCUUUUGAGGGAACCGUCGGAUGCGCGACACGGAGCUCGGCCACAAAUGUGGCCGAGCCCGAUCCAGGAUUUGCCCGAGCGCUUGCGCUGUCGAAUCGGGCGCGUCACGAAAACCACGCCGAGAGGAUUUACAGCUCGGACCUCGGAGGAGCUGCGCUUGGACCAAAGCCACAAUAGACGCUGACGAUGCACAAACUCUUAUGGCGCAUCACGCGGCGAGGGCGGAGGGGGAACCCGUUGGGAUUCGCUCUGCCCGUCCGCCCGUGCGCGCCCCGUCACGCGAAGCCUCCAAAUGACACCGCCGUCGUGUGGCCGGUGUUUUUCCUCCAAAUUGCAAAUUCCAGGGUCCAAGGCGCAGGUGCACUUGCGUGGCUGCAGCUCGCAGAAACUUACAAAAACAAAGCGAAAAAAACAACAACAACAGCGCUGGGGACUUGCCUAAUGUGUACUUGCCGUUGCAUCAAGAAAGGUUUUUGUUUGUUUCACAGAACGCUUUCCCGACAGCCCGUUGCCAGUAUUUAGUGUCCGGCGGGGGGGGGGGGCAGUGGGGGGGGGGGGUGUCCUUUGCCGGCGUUCCCAUCACUGCCCUCAUCGCUACUGUGACGUCACCGCGCCUGACUUGCUCCUCAUACCGCAAAGGCCGCUAGCGCUUUAUACCGACGGCGACGGAGGCGACAAUAAUAAUUAUUAAUAAUACUAUUUAACAAUAAUAAUGAUAAUGUAAAUUAAAAUAAUAUAAUACAGUCAUAGCUGUGAUGGUAACAAUACUGUAAUAAUUAUAAUAUAUAUAUUUUUAAAACCUUUUUCUUGAGGUUACUUGUGGCUGUCUGCAAGUAAAGCCUCUGCUUCUAGGCCCCGUCGCCACAUUUUCUCUCCCCCUGCCUCCUGCCCCGACAACUGCCUCCAGAGUGGAUCACUAUUUUAGUAAGCGUCGUGACAUAUUAUCGGUAUAUAUAUUGUGAUACCUGUAAAUACGUGAGGCGUUUGUAUUUGUACAGUGUAAUUAUUUAUGUACAGUGCAAUGUGUUGUGACGAAACGUAUUGUAAAAUGCACUUUGUGGAGACUUUAAAGAAAAGAGAGGAGGGAAAAAAAGACCGAGUUUGAUUAAAACUUCU